AGUGGGACACUCUGCAGUUCGCUUAUCCCGUUCCUUCCCGUUGCCUUUUACGCGCACGACGUCUGCAGCCCCAGUGAUUCAGUCAGCCCGUCUUCUCCGCACACUGCGAGCUUUUGGAUGAAAGCAGGACUCUUUUCCAUAGUGUUCCGAUGGCGAAACACCACCGGUCCUAUCCCGGCGAUCCUAUUUAAAGCCAGACAUUUACGCUUUUUUCCUUUUUCUUUUCGACUAAUUUCUAACACAAUGUGGGACGCGCGUUUUCGCCGCGUCCCCGGAGUGCUCUCAGUGGUGGCCGCUUGACUAAAGGGGGAUCCCGGCUCCCUUUUCAUCCUCUGCUCCCUUAGGAAAAAGAGGAGUUUGCAUGCAAAAGGUGGUUUAUCUCGGCAAGCCAUGGAGGGACUUGCCUAAAGUGGAUCCAACCUAGCAAAGACAAUUUGUUAGACUUUUUCAGUUUGGUUCAUUUGCUUCAUCACAACUUCAUCCCCCAGUAAAGCUCCUUCCCUCUGGCCUUUUCCACUUUUGCGUUAACAUGGCUGAAAGGCUUGGACCAGCAGGGCUCAAGCCCACCAACAUUAGAACCACUCCUUCCUUACCCCCUGAACCCAUCGACAUCAUCCGCACCAAAGCCCGUUCCCGCAGAGUACGCCUUAACGUCGGGGGUCUGAACCACGAGGUCUUGUGGCGAACCCUGGACCGGCUACCCAGGACCCGGCUCGGCAAGCUUCGAGACUGCAACACCCAUGAGUCACUGAUGGAAGUUUGUGAUGACUACAGUCUGAAUGAAAACGAGUACUUCUUUGACCGGCACCCGGGGGCUUUCACCUCCAUCCUGAACUUUUACCGCACAGGAAAGUUACACAUGAUGGAGGAAAUGUGUGCUCUCUCGUUCGGCCAGGAGUUAGACUACUGGGGAAUUGAUGAGAUUUACCUGGAGUCCUGCUGCCAGGCCCGAUACCAUCAGAAAAAAGAGCAGAUGAAUGAGGAGCUGAGGAGGGAGGCAGAGACAAUGAGGGAGAGGGAGGGAGAGGGAGAGUUUGAUAACACCUGCUGCCCAGACAAGAGAAAGAAGCUAUGGGAUCUCCUGGAGAAGCCCAGCUCCUCAGUGGCUGCCAAGAUUCUGGCCAUCAUAUCAAUCUUGUUCAUCGUCCUCUCCACCAUCGCUCUGUCUCUUAACACCUUACCAGAGCUUCAGGUCACAGAUGAGUUCGGCCAUGCCAAUGACAACCCCCAGUUGGCCCAUGUGGAGGCUGUGUGCAUUGCCUGGUUCACCAUGGAAUACCUCCUUCGCUUCCUCUCCUCUCCUAACAAGUGGAAGUUCUUCAAAGGCCCACUAAAUGUCAUAGACUUGCUUGCUAUUCUGCCCUAUUAUGUUACCAUCUUCCUGACUGAAUCCAACAAAAGCGUGCUACAGUUCCAGAAUGUGCGCCGUGUGGUGCAGAUAUUCAGGAUCAUGAGAAUAUUGAGGAUCCUGAAGUUGGCCAGGCACUCCACAGGUCUCCAGUCUCUAGGUUUUACUUUGAGAAGGAGCUACAAUGAACUGGGGCUCCUUAUUUUAUUUCUUGCCAUGGGCAUCAUGAUAUUUUCCAGCUUGGUCUUCUUUGCUGAGAAAGAUGAGGAUGCUACUAAGUUCACCAGUAUCCCUGCAUCAUUCUGGUGGGCCACAAUUACGAUGACGACAGUGGGCUACGGUGACAUUUACCCACAGACUUUACUUGGGAAAAUUGUGGGUGGGCUCUGUUGUAUUGCGGGGGUGCUGGUAAUUGCCCUUCCUAUCCCCAUUAUUGUCAACAACUUCUCUGAAUUCUAUAAAGAGCAGAAGAGGCAGGAGAAGGCAAUCAAGAGGAGGGAGGCACUGGAGAGAGCCAAGAGGAAUGGCAGUAUCGUGUCAAUGAAUCUAAAAGAUGCCUUCGCCCGUAGCAUGGAACUGAUGGAUGUGGUGGUGGAGAAGGGAGAUGAUAAAACUUCCAUUGACAACCACCUGUCUCCAAGUCGCUGGGGUGGCUCAACCAGGCACGCCUCAUCAGAAACCAACCUGAAGUCCCCAGAUAGAAGAAACCCAGAGUCUCUGUUGAGAAGCUCACCUCAUCACAUAACUAUCACGACCACUGGAAGUCCACAGCUGAUGAACAAGACCCCACAGCACCUUAACGCUCAGAAACUAGAAGAAAUGUACAAUCAGAUGACUAAGUCACAGUCCUUUACCAAUCUCAACACUACAAGCUCCAUGAGCACUGUGAGCACAACUAUGACCGGCCCUGCCUCGCCUAAGAAAACUCACAGCCCUGAAUCCACAUUAAAAGAGGAGGUGGAGCUGGAGAUGAAGGAGGUUCAACCUUCAGCCCAUAACUCAGCUGGCUCAUCAACGGACUUUAACAAACAGGGCUGCAACUCAGGUGAGGAGGACGAUGGGCUGUGUUAUUUGAGACAUCCCAGGGCCCCACCCUUUCUGGAUUUAAGCCAACUGAAUGCCAGUGAUCAGAGCUCUCCUAACGUACUCAAAGAAAACCUCUAUGAAUCUGUCAACCCAGGAGAUGAGUCAGAGCUCCAUAUAGAGGAAGGAGAGAGCUUUAACAGUGCAGUAGAGAAUAUCCACAGCUCUCCGAGAGGAAACAACCCCCUUCAAAUAAAGGGGUUAAAGGUCAACUUCAACAGAACCUCAGCUGAAGGCCCGCUUACACCGCCCAGCACUACCUCCCCUGGAGACAUCAGCUCCAGCAUUCUGGAAGACGAGUCCCCAGAGGGAGAGACAUCACCCCUCAUCCCCAGUUCAGAGAAGCUGGUCCCAACCACAGAGGAAGAGUCCUGUCCUUUGUCCCCAAAACGGCUGGUGGUGGACACCCCGCCUGGUGACGAGGAUCAGUCUACGGACGACCAUGAGGAGAAGCAUCUAAUGGAGGUGGCGGGUGCUGCAGUCGGGCCCUUAUCACCCAAGAUAGCAGCACAAAACUGCACCCAAGGUGUGGUUGGAGCAGGUGAGGACGUCAAGGCUGACAGCAACCAAAGUGGACACAAAGUAGAGAACCACAUGUUUACAUCCGAUAUCCAUCUGAUACCAGGGGAUGGCAGCCUCUCUCCGACCUGUGAAACCAGCAUGUGACUGUAAGGGAGGUGUGAACGGACAAUAAACCCACUGCAACCUCAGCCUGGUGUGGGGGGGAGAGAGCAGAAAGCAAGACAAGGAUGCAGUUGUAGUGAAAGAUAUUUUUGCAUGGCAUGACAAGUCCCUUUUACUUGUGUUGUUGUGUUUUGCUGAAAAAGAAACUGUGGUGCUUCAUGCAGGAUUGAGAAUGACUUUGGGACAAACUGUAGGCUCUGAAGUGGAGGCCAGAGGGAAUUCAUCAACUACUACAGACUUUGAGUCCUCCAUAUGUAUAUAAUGAGGUUUUUUUUUCUAGUAAAAGAAGGAAAUGCAUAGAGGGACUUAUCUGUAAAAAGCAUGCAUUUAAAAAAGACAGAUAUUUUACGGUGCUUAGUUUGCUGAAAGCGCUCACUGUAAAUACCAGGACAUCUAAGGCAAUGACAAUGCACAGGAUGACAAAGGAAGACACUCAAGUCACUGAAGGUACAAAUAUUUGCAAUGUGAAAAGGGAGGGGUGGGGGUAGAAUCGAGAGCCCUCAGACCGGGUGUUGCAUCGUAGCGACCUAUUAAAAAAAAACAUAUCAUUACCUUUUGUGGAAAUGCAAUGUUCCCAUGACGACCUUGUAAUGUUUUUUGUGUGACAAGUGGUGUACGGAAUUGUAAUGUUAACAUUAUUGCUUUGGGUUUUCAUAACAACUGUUUAACUUUCAGUUGUGCGUCCAAUAUUCAGUCUUUGAGUCGUUGGCCAUGAGCAAGAAGGACAAAACAAAAACACCUUGAUUCCUUUACAACCGCAUACACCUGUAGUUGCCAAAUAUCUAUGUAACCAGUAAGGGCAGGAAAAAAAAUCACAUACUACAGCUUUUAAAUGUGGUUUCAUAGGCCAGGAUAAGGUUUAACAUUUCACAGUUUAUACCUUGUUCUGCUUUUUGAUCCCAUUGAAAUCAUAACAAUAAAUCUUAUGUAUUCUUCAACAUCAGAUAUAAUCAUCCAAAAGUAGUUUUAAGUGUAAAAUAUGAAAUAAGUAGGUCUAGAUUGGUUGUAGGAGAAUUCUACUGUAGGUAAGUGAGGUUCCAUAAAACAAAAUAAGACUAUUAAUAAAUUCAGCACAGUAGAUCUGGUCAUUAAUAUUCUGGAUUAAUACUCUUAGAGGCUUUUGAUUAUCUAUUUUGGCAAUUGAAAAGAAAGUGAUAGAUUACCACAAAAAAUGACAAUAUUCCUUGUGACAUCAGUGGACCAAAUCAAGCACACUGUCAAGCUUUUGUCUAUCUCAGCUGCAUAGUAACAUAUAUUGUAACAACAUGUAUUAUGACAGUAGUUAUGUAUUUUGUUUUCCUUAGAGUUUGUUUACCUGCAUUGUGUUCAUUGUCAUAUCCUCCACGCCCUGAUGUCGUUGUUGACAUUUGUUACAUACUACUGCAAGUUUAACUGAUCCUGCUGAUGAAGUUAAGGCAUCUUUUUUGUAUAUCUGUAGUGUCUUGGACUGUAAUUUAUUGUGUUUUAUUGUGAACAAAUCUAUUUUCAGUCAACCUUAAACCCAAAGGAUUUUUUUUUUUUGUCUUCUUUUUGCUUUUGUUUUACACUGACUGAAAAUAUCUGUUUGUAUGUUGCCUUUUAUUCCAAUUUAUUGCUGGAAUUUUCUUUAUUGUUUCAGCACGACACUUGGCUGAGUGUCCUAGUAGUGUGUUUGUGACAGCCACACAAACCAGAAUGGUACUGACAGGAAGUAAGUGGGUGAAUUCUUGUUUGUUUGAUUGUUUUUCUUUUUUCUUAUUCUUAUUAUUAUCAUGUUUUUCGUUCUCACAGAGAGGUGUGGAAUGUGCAAUACCGCAUACUGCAAUCUAUGCAGGCCAAGAAUUGUGGCACUUUAUUUUCUGUCUAUGGGAUUUGUAAGUGUACAGGCAGAAAUUACUUGUAUUUUUCAAAUGUUAUAUCUUUAAUAUGAGGCAAACAGUAUUACAACUACCAGAAUCUCACAAACAAUGCAAAUGGAAAUCUGAAUUUUACUUUUUCAUAUUGUACUCACUGGCAUAUGCUGUCAUGCACCUUAAUGCCAGAUAUCAGUGGACCUCAGAUUUGAUUAUCUAUGGGAAUAGGGAUCCAAAUUGACCACUAGGGCCUUUUAUAUCACUGUUAGAUUUACAUAAUAAAUCUAACUAAUGUCUGUGGGAGAUAUAAUCUAAUUUUAAUGGCCACACACAAAGGAUUUUAUGUUUUUUGUGAAUUAACGUUGAGAAUGAUUCUAUUUUUUCUAAACCAAAAUGGAGCACGACCACAAUUUCCUGCCAUAUGGUGGUUGAAAUGAUGCGUGCCUUUUCAUAACACCGCUGUUUAUGAGAAGGUAGCAAGUCAUUUUGCUUUGUUCAUAUAGCACUGUACAGAAAAUUCUAAUUUUAUAGGAGAAAUCAGGUCUUUAUGUAAUAGAUACAAGUAAUGUUAUUGAGUUCUCAGGUUUUCUAUAACUCUCUGAUGUUCCGAUUGGAUAGAUUCUCUGUUUUUUCUUUAACAGCUAAUGUCAACUAGUUACUUCUGUACUUUUUGAAAGGUGAUGUUGUCAAAUCCACAUUGAUGUCUUGGCUCCCAGAAUAAGGAGCGGCAACAUUUCUCCCUCCUCCUGGGCAAUCUAUGUACCACAUUCAGUAUCCACCCCCAUCAGUCUUCAAUGAGGCAGGAAAGAGCACAAACAAAGGGACAGAGUUUUGACCAUAAGGAGUUAAAGAAGUGAAAAAUAGACAGUAGCGGACAUAAGGGAGUGAGAUAAAUCUGAUAAACGCCGGGCAGGAAAAGAUCUCUACUGUCACUGGACUGAUCCAUCUGAUUAUUUCCCAUGCUGAUACCACUGAGUGCUCUGAUCCCUACAGCUUCAGAGACCUCUAACCCCACGGUGUCAAGAACAGUGACAAAUGGGUAAAAGAAAAGCCAGCAGAAGGAAACUAUGAGAGUUAGGAAAGACCUCCCAGAUGAUUGCAUCAUUGCAUCACAUCAGUUGUGGUCCAUAUUUCCUUUUAUCUGUGUACAUACUGUAAUCCCAAAUCAGCAUAAUUUGAUAUUCAUGUGAGAGCUCUAGGAGUUUUCAGUCCCUCAUCAGAAACUCAGAUUCUUUGGUAGCCUCCAAAGUAAACUGCGGCGUCAGAGGUGGUUAUCAUUUGGGGUUCUCAUCUGUCUUUAACUUCACAUUUUCAAAAGAAGGCUUAAAGAUGACCUUCUAACUGAAGCUAUAUUUCCGUACCUGUAUGUUCAGUUGAACGUUCUUCCUUCAUCCCUUGUUUGUAGUUAUCAUGUCCCCAUGUAAGCCUCAAGUAAUCCUUCAUUUUGACAGGUAGGGUAGAGAAACAAGGGAUAUGGAUUGAUCAGCUAUACUCCCUUCGGAUGAUGUUUGUGUGGAUACUGAAAUUAAUUCUGUGAGCUGACAGCAAAAGGACUGCACUCUGUCUUACUGUCUCACAAUGGCAUUAUCAUCUGUGAUACUGUGCGGAGUAGAAAGGUUGUGUCUUUAUUCUCCCUGAGAGAAUGAGUAUUGUCCGUGUCACUCAUGCGUGCUUACCAAACCUUACUCCCUAAAAUGCAUCAAGCUACAUUGUUUCUUCUUAUUUCUGUGUGUUCUGCCUCUUACAUUUCUUUGUUUUGAUUUUUUUUUUUUUUUUUUUUUUUUCGGCUCAGCUUUGGAGAACAUUAUCAUUAGACUCAUUGAGCUACAGACUGUUUCUGUACAAAGCAACAUCUUUGUAUGCAUGUAGUAGUCUGAACAAUUAUGUGACCACAGAACACUUUGUUAUGGUACAUGUAUGUCAAACAUUUCUGUAGAGCAUUGUUCCCCAUUACGUCUAUUAGCAUAUGCAGAAUAACAAAUAAAUGUGUAUAUAACUCGUG
Messenger RNA from Sphaeramia orbicularis (orbiculate cardinalfish), 6949 nucleotides. RefSeq names its product potassium voltage-gated channel subfamily B member 2b (gene kcnb2b). Bases 530 to 3097 code for a protein of 855 amino acids. Lineage: Eukaryota; Metazoa; Chordata; Actinopteri; Kurtiformes; Apogonidae. Gene Ontology annotation, biological process: action potential; potassium ion transmembrane transport; protein homooligomerization. Gene Ontology annotation, molecular function: protein binding; delayed rectifier potassium channel activity. The record is from RefSeq and is a predicted model, not a curated record. The transcript is spliced from 3 exons. Gene Ontology annotation, cellular component: dendrite; membrane; neuronal cell body.